UUCGAACACUGUGGCGGGACGGAAGAAGGCGGGGUGGGUGCGGUGCGGUACGGUGCGGCCAGGCGUGACAGUGCGUGGACAGAUAAGUGUUGGAGAUGUUGAAGUUUAAGUAUGGCGUGCGCAGCCCAUUGGCCCCAAGUGCAGCUGAGCCCAUCAGCAGCCGAGCCUCCAGGCUGAAUCUUCUAUUCCAGGGUAAAACACCCUUCAUGACUCAACAGCAGAUGUCUCCUCUCUCCCGUGAAGGGAUACUGGAUGCCCUUUUUGUUUUCUUUGAAGAAUGCAACAGCCCUGCCCUAAUGAAGAUUAAGCAUGUGAACAACUUUGUCAGAAAAUAUUCGGAGACCAUUGCUGAAUUACGGGAACUCCAACCUGGCCCAAAGGACUUUGAAGUCAAAAGUCUGGUGGGCUGUGGCCACUUUGCUGACGUGCAGGUGGUGAAGGAAAAAGUCACUGGGGAUGUCUAUGCCAUGAAAGUGAUGAAGAAGAGAUCUUUGUUGGCACAAGAAGAGGUUUUAUUUUUUGAAGAAGAACGAAGCAUAUUAUCUCGGAGUACAAGUCCUUGGAUUCCUCAGUUACAUUAUGCAUUUCAGGACAAAGAGAAUCUUUAUCUGGUUAUGGAAUAUCUGCCUGGAGGGGAUCUGCUAUCACUCUUGAAUCGCUAUGAGGAUCAAUUAGAUGAAAAUAUGAUGGAGUUUUAUCUUGCUGAACUGGUUUUGGCCAUUCAUAGUGUUCAUCAGAUGGGAUAUGUCCAUCGAGACAUCAAACCGGAGAACAUUCUCAUUGACCGAACAGGACAUAUUAAGCUGGUGGACUUUGGAGCAGCUGCCAAAAUGACUACAAGUAAUACGGUGAACUCUAAACUUCCUAUUGGGACACCUGAUUACAUGGCACCAGAAGUCCUGACAGUGAUGAAUGGAGAUGGAAAGGGCUUCUAUGGACCUGAAUGUGAUUGGUGGUCAUUGGGAGUCAUUGCUUAUGAAAUGGUUUAUGGAAGAUCACCUUUUACUGAGGGGACCACAGCAAAAACUUUUAAUAAUAUCAUGAAUUUUCAGCGGUUUCUGAAGUUCCCAGAAAGCCCCAAAGUUAGCAGUGAAUUUCUUGAUCUGAUUCAGAGUCUGCUGUGUGGACCGAAAGAAAGGCUGAAUUAUGAGGGUCUUUGUUGCCAUCCAUUUUUCUCAAAAAUUGAUUGGAAUAACAUUCGUAAUUCUCCUCCCCCCUUCGUUCCCACCCUCAAGUCUGAUGAUGACACCUCUAAUUUUGAUGAACCAGAGAGAAAUUCGCGGGCUUUACCUUUUCCGGGCCAGUUGAACCCUGGAGGUUUCUCCGGUGAAGAUUUGCCUUUUGUGGGGUUUUCGUUCAGCAAAGCCCUGGGGAUCCUUGGUAGAGCAGAGUCUGUUGUAUCAGGUUUGGACUCUCCUGCCAAGAUUAGCUCCAUGGAAAAGAAACUUCUUAUCAAGAGCAAAGAGCUACAAGACACUCAGGACAAGUGUCACAAGAUGGAGCAGGAAAUGACACGGUUGCACCGGAGAGUGUCUGAGGUGGAGGCCGUGCUUAGUCAAAAGGAGGUGGAGCUGAAGGCCUCUGAAACCCAGAGAUCCCUCUUGGAGCAGGACCUGGCUACUUACAUCACAGAAUGCAGUAGCCUCAAGCGAAGUUUGGAGCAAGCACGGAUGGAAGUGUCCCAGGAGGAUGACAAGGCCUUGCAGCUUCUUCAUGAUAUUCGAGAGCAGAGUCGCAAGCUGCAAGAGAUCAAAGAACAGGAGUAUCAGGCCCAAGUAGAAGAGAUGAGAUUGAUGAUGAAUCAAUUGGAAGAGGACCUUGUCUCUGCCAGAAGACGUAGUGAUCUCUAUGAAUCUGAGUUGAGAGAGUCUCGGUUAGCAGCUGAAGAAUUUAAACGCAAAGCCACAGAAUGUCAGAAUAAAUUGAUGAAGGCUAAAGAUCAAGGGAAGGUUGAAGUAGGAGAACUAUAUUCCAAACUGGAAAAGGUGAAUGCUGAACAGCAGCUCAAAAUCCAGGAGCUACAAGAGAAACUGGCUAAGGCAGUGAAAGCCAGCUCCGAGGCGACCGAGCUGCUUCAGAAUAUUCGUCAGGCCAAGGAGCGAGCUGAGAGGGAGCUGGAGAAGCUGCAGAACCGAGAAGACUCCUCGGAGGGCAUGAGAAAGAAGCUGUUUGAGGCGGAGGAACGACGCCAUUCUCUGGAGAACCAAGUAAAGAGACUAGAGACUGUGGAACGCAGAGAAAACAGACUGAAGGAUGAUAUCCAGACUAAAUCACAACAGAUUCAACAGAUGGCUGAUAAAAUUCUGGAGCUGGAGGAGAAGCACCGGGAGGCUCAGGUCUCAGCCCAGCACCUAGAGGUGCAUCUGAAACAAAAAGAGCAACUCUACGAGGAAAAAAUUAAAGUUUUGGACAAUCAGAUAAAGAAAGAUCUUGCUGACAAGGAAACACUUGAGAAUAUGAUGCAACGACACGAGGAAGAAGCGCAUGAAAAAAGCAAGAUUCUCAGUGAGCAGAAGGCGAUGAUCAAUGCUAUGGAUUCCAAGAUCAGGUCUCUGGAACAGAGGAUAGUGGAGUUGUCAGAAGCAAAUAAAUUGGCAGCAAACAGCAGCCUUUUUACCCAGAGGAACAUGAAAGCCCAAGAAGAGAUGAUUUCAGAACUCAGACAGCAGAAAUUUUAUCUGGAAACCCAAGCUGGGAAAUUGGAGGCUCAGAAUCGAAAGCUAGAAGAACAGUUGGAAAAAAUCAGUCAUCAAGAUCACAGUGACAAGAGUCGCCUUUUAGAGCUGGAGACAAGGCUGAGGGAGGUUAGUCUAGAGCAUGAAGAGCAAAAGUUGGAACUUAAGCGCCAGCUCACUGAACUGCAGCUCUCCCUCCAGGAGAGAGAAUCUCAGCUUUCAGCACUGCAGUCAGCACGCACGGCGUUGGAGAGUCAACUCCGCCAAGCAAAGACUGAGCUGGAAGAGACAACGGCCGAAGCUGAGGAAGAAAUCCAAGCUCUCACGGCACAUAGAGAUGAAAUCCAGCGUAAAUUUGAAGCCCUUCGUAAUAGCUGCACAGUAAUAACAGACUUGGAGGAGCAGCUGAACCAGCUGACUGAGGACAAUGCAGAGCUGAACAACCAAAACUUCUACUUGUCCAAGCAGCUGGAUGAGGCUUCUGGUGCCACAGAUGAGCUGGUACAGCUGCGUAGUGAAGUGGACCAUCUCCGCCGGGAAAUCACUGAAAGGGAGAUGCAGCUCACCAGCCAGAAACAAACAAUGGAAGCCUUGAAAACCACUUGCACAAUGCUAGAAGAGCAAGUGAUGGAUUUGGAGGCCCUUAAUGAUGAACUUCUGGAGAAGGAACGUCAAUGGGAGGCCUGGCGGAGUGUUCUUGGUGAUGAGAAGUCUCAGUUUGAGUGUCGGGUCCGAGAGUUACAGAGAAUGUUGGAUACUGAGAAGCAGAGCAGAGUAAGAGCUGAUCAGCGUAUUACGGAGUCUCGUCAGGUGGUGGAGCUGGCUGUGAAGGAACACAAGGCUGAGAUCCUGGCUCUGCAGCAGGCCCUGAAGGAGCAGAAGCUGAAAGCUGAGAGCCUCUCAGAUAAGCUCAACGACCUGGAGAAGAAGCAUGCUAUGCUGGAAAUGAAUGCCCGAAGUUUGCAACAGAAACUGGAAACUGAGCGAGAGCUCAAACAGAGGCUUCUGGAAGAGCAAGCAAAACUGCAGCAACAAAUGGACUUGCAGAAGAAUCACAUUUUCCGCUUGACUCAAGGACUCCAAGAGGCUCUAGAUCGAGCUGACCUGCUCAAGACAGAAAGGAGCGAUUUAGAAUAUCAGCUGGAAAAUAUUCAGGUCCUGUAUUCUCAUGAAAAAGUGAAAAUGGAGGGUACCAUUUCCCAGCAAACCAAGCUCAUUGAUUUUCUGCAGGCUAAGAUGGACCAACCUGCUAAGAAGAAAAAGGGCUUAUUUAGUCGACGGAAAGAGGACCCUGCUUUACCCACACAGGUUCCUCUGCAGUACAAUGAGCUGAAGGCGGCCUUGGAGAAGGAGAAGGCCCGCUGUGCGGAGCUGGAGGAGGCACUACAGAAAACUCGGAGUGAGCUGCGAUCGGCUCGUGAAGAAGCUGCCCAUCGUAAAGCAUCAGAUCACCCCCACCCAUCCACGCCAGCCACUGCAAGGCAGCAGAUCGUCAUGUCUGCCAUAGUGAGGUCCCCAGAGCACCAGCCCAAUCCAAUAAGUUUGCUGGCUCCACCUUCUAGUCGGAGAAAAGAGUCUUCCACGCCAGAAGAGUUUAAUCGGCGUCUAAAAGAGCGAAUGCACCACAACAUCCCACAUCGAUUCAAUGUGGGACUGAACAUGAGAGCAACAAAGUGUGCAGUGUGUCUGGAUACCGUGCACUUUGGCCGGCAGGCAUCCAAAUGUCUUGAAUGCCAAGUAAUGUGCCACCCAAAGUGUUCCACGUGCCUGCCAGCUACCUGUGGUCUCCCCGCCGAGUACGCCACACACUUCACUGAAGCCUUCUGCCGGGACAAAAUGAACUCCCCAGGACUGCAGCUCAAGGAGCCAAGCACCAAUUUACGUCUGGAAGGAUGGAUGAAGGUGCCAAGAAAUAAUAAACGAGGACAACAAGGCUGGGAUAGGAAAUACAUUGUUCUGGAGGGAACCAAAGUACUCAUCUAUGACAGUGAAGCCAGAGAAGCUGGACAGAGGCCAGUGGAAGAAUUUGAGCUGUGCCUUCCUGAUGGUGAUGUCUCCAUUCAUGGAGCCGUGGGAGCCUCUGAACUUGCAAAUACAGCCAAAACAGAUGUGCCAUACAUAAUGAAGAUGGAAUCUCACCCCCACACCACUUGCUGGCCUGGAAGAACACUAUACUUACUCGCUCCCAGCUUCCCAGAGAAGCAGCGCUGGGUCACUGCCUUAGAGUCAGUUGUCGCAGGUGGGAGAGUUUCUAGGGAAAAAGCAGAGGCUGAUGCUAAGCUGCUUGGGAAUUCCCUGCUGAAGCUUGAAGGAGAGGAUCGCCUGGAUAUCAAUUGCACCUUGCCCUUCAGUGACCAGGUGGUGCUGGUUGGGACUGAGGAAGGGCUUUAUGCCCUGAAUGUCUUGAAGAAUUCUCUGACCCACAUCCCAGGUGUGGGUGCUGUCUUCCAAAUUCACAUCAUCAAGGACCUGGAGAAGCUUCUCAUGAUAGCAGGAGAAGAGAGGGCCUUAUGCCUUGUUGAUGUGAAGAAAGUCAAGCAGUCCCUAGCACAGUCUCACCUCCCUGCUCAGCCAGAUAUCACACCCAGCAUCUUUGAAGCUGUCAAAGGUUGCCACCUGUUUGCAGCCGGCAAGAUUGAGAAUGGACUCUGUAUCUGUGCCGCCAUGCCUAAUAAAGUUGUCAUUCUCCGGUACAAUGAAAACCUCAGCAAGUACUGCAUCAGGAAAGAAAUAGAAACUUCUGAGCCCUGUAGUUGUAUUCAUUUCACUAAUUAUAGUAUCAUCAUUGGGACAAACAAAUUCUAUGAAAUUGAAAUGAAGCAGUACACGUUGGAGGAAUUUCUGGAUAAGAAUGACCACUCCUUGGCGCCUGCGGUAUUUGCUUCUUCCUCCAACAGCUUCCCUGUCACUAUUGUCCAGGUGAAUAACGCGAGCCAGAGAGAAGAGUAUCUGCUCUGUUUCCAUGAAUUUGGUGUAUUUGUGGAUUCUUAUGGAAGAAGAAGCCGCACAGAUGAUCUGAGGUGGAGCCGCUUGCCUUUGGCCUUUGCCUACAGAGAGCCCUAUCUGUUUGUAACACACUUCAACUCUCUUGAAGUGAUUGAGAUUCAGGCACGUUCUUCUUUGGGAACUCCUGCACGGGCUCACUUAGAAAUUCCAAAUCCUCGUUAUUUGGGACCAGCAAUUUCAUCAGGAGCGAUUUACUUGGCAUCUUCUUAUCAGGACAAAUUAAGAGUCAUCUGCUGCAAAGGAAACCUGGUUAAGGAGUCUGGGAGUGAGCACCCCCCCAGAGGGGCUUCCACCUCCCGCAGUCCUAACAAGAGAGGCCCCCCCACCUACAAUGAGCACAUCACCAAACGUGUGGCCUCCAGCCCAGCACCGCCUGAAGGCCCCAGCCAUCCACGGGAACCCAGCACACCCCACCGCUAUCGAGAGGGCAGAACUGAGCUGCGUAGGGAUAAGUCCCCUGGCCGGCCUCUUGAGAGAGAGAAGUCUCCGGGGCGGAUGCUGAGCACCAGGAGGGAGAGGUCUCCUGGGAGACUCUUUGAUGAAAGCAGCAGGGGUCGAUUGCCUGUUGGAGCUGUGAGGACGCCACUGUCCCAAGUCAACAAGGUCUGGGACCAGUCUUCGGUGUAGUUCUCAGCCAGAAAUAUACAAAAAACAAGAUUUGACUCCUCCUCUUCAGCUGCAGGACAAGCUCCACCAGGGCUCUGAGCGGGAGCCCGGGGCCUUUUUGAGCCUCCACUCCUCAGCAGAGACAAUGGAGGAAGCCCAGUUGAGGCCGGGGGUGCCGGCCAGCUGUCCGUGGUCUCUUCCCCACCCCCUCCUGGGCCAUCCCUGCACUUUGUACAACGGCUACUCUUUCAAGCUCUUCAUAAACUUUUGUAGAAAGGACAAGGAGGAUGUGGACCCUGUUUGGGCAAUGGGCACGAUUGGAACUCUGAUUUACUAGCUGCUUCCAUCAUAAGUUAAAAAAAGACACGGAAUCCUUGAGAUGUGAACUUGCUUUUGAAGUGACAAGUGCAGUUUGACUACAGCCUUGGGUCUUUACAGUAGAACCCACAGCCCCAUCUGUUUGCUUUCCUUCUGUUGGCAGCCAUCCUUAGCCCUGGCCCUGAUCAGGCCUACUCAUUGCCUCCUCCUCCUCCUCCUCUGACCAGCUCAGAAUGUCCCCAUGUCUGUGGGCUUCCCCCCAAGAGCAGGACUCUAGACCCAGGAGCCUCGUGGAGCUUUGAGCAGCGUCGUCUUGGGACCGCCGGCCCUGCUUUCACGUGGCUCUGGCCAGACAUGCAUGUGGUCGACUUGCUCUGAGCUCAGCAUCCACGGGGCGGCCAGGAGCCUCCGUCCAGGCCCCCUGCAUGCUGCUGCACCAUCAGCCUGGCUCAUCUCUUGGUUGCUACGCUAAGUAUCCUAUCAUCAUUCCCAUGUAAGCAAGCCAAUUAAGACCUUUUGAUGACUUGCCAACUUACUGGCCGUGACUGAGCUGCAGUCUGUGGCACUGGGGGGGAAAACGCUAUAAGCCUUAUUAUUCUGAUGAGAGAAGGAUUUCAGCAAAUCACCGCCUAGAAAACUUGAAUGUGACCCCCUUGUGUGUGUCCCCUCUGUGUGCCCCUCUGCCCACUCCUUAUGAACUGGCACUCUUCCCAGGGCCCGUGACCAUGCUGAGGCUGCGCUCCUCAGGUGCACUGUGGUUCCGUCCUGUUUUCUUCUUGCCUGCUAGUUAAGAGGCUGAGCUCCCCGCCAGCCUCAUUUUGGGCUUCUCUGGCUCAGCUGGGACUUUAAAUUGGCCUCUGCUAACAGGCACAGGGAGGACCAUCGAGGCCAGCCCGGUGUGAGUUGUGAACUGGUUUCAGCCAUAGUCAAGAGCAAAACUAGCUGCUCAGUCUUGGUAUCCAGUGCAGCUUAAUCUCCAUUUGGACCCUUGGCCCAUAUCCUCUGGUCCUCCCUCUGUCUCCUCCCUCGGGCUCAUUUGUUUCAGAUUUCUGGGAAACUCAUCAUCAUCUGGACCUUGGGCAAAUGUAGGGACUGGUGUGGUUUUUGUGUUGUCAGAAGUUUUGGGUUCUGUUU
Molecule: messenger RNA, 7739 nt
Organism: Antechinus flavipes (yellow-footed antechinus)
Lineage: Eukaryota; Metazoa; Chordata; Mammalia; Dasyuromorphia; Dasyuridae
Gene: CIT
Product: citron rho-interacting serine/threonine kinase
Exons: 48
Coding region: 96-6308 (2070 amino acids)
Biological process (GO): actomyosin structure organization; mitotic cytokinesis; peptidyl-threonine phosphorylation
Cellular component (GO): cytoplasm; cytoskeleton
Molecular function (GO): protein serine/threonine kinase activity; ATP binding
Source: RefSeq, a predicted model, not a curated record